This is a messenger RNA of Mercurialis annua (annual mercury), 1719 nucleotides long. RefSeq names its product uridine kinase-like protein 5. NCBI's taxonomy places the organism in Eukaryota, Viridiplantae, Streptophyta, Magnoliopsida, Malpighiales, Euphorbiaceae. The record is from RefSeq and is a predicted model, not a curated record. The coding region runs from base 249 to 1613 and encodes 454 amino acids. Gene Ontology annotation, cellular component: cytoplasm. Gene Ontology annotation, molecular function: kinase activity; ATP binding. The transcript has 13 exons.
AGUCGAUUUUUAACUUAAAAUAAUUGUAGAAACCAAAUUAAAACACACUUACCCUCGUCCAAAUCAAGUUUUAUCCAUAAAGAGGUGGUGUUGUGAUGGAGUGAUGAGUCUCGCAUGACUGAAACUGAAUUUGCAUUAGAAGAUGCGAUCUAAAUAAAAAAAUAGCGUUAUGUAUACGCUUUGUAGAAACUGAAUUAUUUUCAAAUCUGGUUACACUUUUUUUAAUUUACAAAAGCAUAGCUAUAACAAUGGAGUCGGAAAUGUUAGCUGAAUUGGCUAAUGGCAUCGGAGACAAUCAUAACGUCUCGUCCGAUUCAUCUUCACCUCCUUCGAAACAACCCUUCAUAAUCGGUGUUGCUGGUGGGACUGCAUCUGGCAAAACAACAGUUUGUAAUAUGAUCAUCUCUCAGCUCCAUGAUCAAGGCGUUCUUCUUAUCAAUCAAGACUCAUUUUAUCACUCCCUCAAUGAUGACCAAUUAGCAAAAGUUCAAGAACACAACUUUGACCAUCCUGAUUCAUUUCAUACAGAGCUUCUGCUUUCCUGCAUGGAGAAACUGAAACAAGGCCAAUCUGUUACUAUACCAAUUUAUGAUUUCAAAACCCAUAAAAGCACAGGACCAGGACUUGAGGUUAAACCUGCAGAUGUCAUUAUCUUAGAGGGUAUACUCGUUCUUCAUGAUCCUCGUGUUCGUCAUCUCAUGAACAUGAAGAUCUUUGUUGACACAGAUUCUGACCUUAGGCUUGCGCGAAGAAUUCAGCGCGAUACAGUUGAAAGAGGAAGAAAUGUCCAAAAUGUGCUUGAUCAAUAUGCCCGAUUUGUAAAGCCUAGCUUCGAAGAAUACAUCCUACCAUCAAAAAAACACGCAGACAUUAUAAUUCCGCGGGGGAGAGAUAAUGAUGUCGCUAUUGAUUUGAUAGUACAGCAUAUCCAAACCAAACGCGGACAGCAUGAUUUGUGUAAAAUAUAUCCAAAUGUUUUCGUUGUAACGUCAACAUUUCAGAUACAAGGAAUGCAUACGCUGAUACGAGAUGUCAAAACAACGAAGCAUGAUUUUGUCUUCUAUGCAGACCGAUUAAUUCGAUUGGUUGUGGAGCAUGGUCUCGGUCACCUUCCUUUCACUGAGAAACAGAUUACAACUCCCACAGGAUCCAUAUACCCUGGAGUAGUAUUCUGUAAAAGACUGUGUGGAGUAUCCGUUAUUAGAAGUGGGGAGAGCAUGGAAAAUGCUUUAAGAGCGUGUUGUAAGGGCAUAAAACUUGGUAAAAUCCUCAUUCACAGAGAAGGCAACAACGGCCGGCAGUUGAUUUACAAGAAGCUACCCGCCGAUAUCGCAAGCCGCCAUGUCUUAUUGCUUGAUCCUGUUCUGGCUUCAGGAUACUGUGCUGUAAAAGCUAUAUCUCUCAUUAUCAGCAAGGGAGUUCCGGAAUGCAACAUCAUAUUUCUUAAUCUUAUAGCAGCACCUCAAGGUAUACAUGCAGUUUCUAAGCAAUUUCCAAUGGUCAAGAUUGUAACAUCGGAGAUCGAUGAAACGUUGGAUCAUAAUCUUCGCGUUAUUCCAGGAAUGGGAGAGUUUGGGGAUCGCUAUUUCGGUACAGAUAAUAAUCAUAGCUAGCAAUUGCCUGCCAUCUAAUUUUUGAUUCCAAAACCUUUCCAUUUUCUGCUGUAUUUCAUCAAUUUUGUAUUAAGUUCAGUUCUAUCCAAUACAACUAUAUUUUCAA